GUGGGACACCUUUUUCAGAUGAGGCCACUGGCAGGUAGGCAGCAGACUGGGACAAAGCAGAAGAUAGUAUAAGUUUUAAGCUAAAGGUCCAAGAAAACCAUUGAUCUGAGAGCAUGGCCUGUGGUGGAAGAGAAGACACUGACGUAUCUAUGGACCAAGACAGCGAUGUGUUCUUAAAUGAACAAGAGCCAGACACCCUUCAAAAUUUCCAACUAAGUAGUGGCUUUGUCCUCAACACUGAUGUGGCAAAGGAGAAAAUGGAAGUGGAUUUAGGCCUGCCAUCAGAUCCCGCCACUAUAGAUGCCAGCCUCUUUAGAAGAUCCAGCAGUAUCCCAUUGAUCAAUGGAUUAGGUGAUAACUCACAGGGAUUCCAAGUGGACAACUUCAGAAUGAGAAGGAACAGCUCACCAUUUCUGAAUCGCCAUGCUUUGUUUCUGCCUUCCCGCACUCGUACAUCUGCAAACCGAAUUUUCCAAAUCAAACAAGAAGAAAUGAUGGAUAUGGCAAGCAGAGAAGCAAUGCAUGAACGGGAGAUGCAUACUGCAAUGCAGAUAACUCAGAGUUGGGAAACAAGUCUAACUAUGAAUGACACCACCACCAUGCAACAACCAUCUCUUAUAAGGAGCAUCAAACAAAUUCAUAUCUCUCCAAUGGCUUCUUUCACCAAGGAACCUGGGAAGGACCAUGAGAACUGUUAGACCAGGCAUUCUGGAAACAUCAAAAAGGAAAGGUACCUUUACAUUCUG
Molecule: messenger RNA, 746 nt
Organism: Microtus ochrogaster (prairie vole)
Lineage: Eukaryota; Metazoa; Chordata; Mammalia; Rodentia; Cricetidae
Gene: Pabir3
Product: protein FAM122A
Exons: 8
Coding region: 114-698 (194 amino acids)
Biological process (GO): mitotic G2/M transition checkpoint
Cellular component (GO): cytoplasm; nucleus
Molecular function (GO): protein serine/threonine phosphatase inhibitor activity
Source: RefSeq, a predicted model, not a curated record